CAUCACUAUUGUUUUACUUUGGCUACAGCACGUGUGUUUUCGAAAAGCGUUAAAAAUACGAAGAAUUAUUGCGACAAUUGACUUAAAACCAUGGUACCCAAUGAGAAGAGCUUUCCUCGUGGUGGGAUAGUCCAUCAGGAGAGUAAAUCGGGCAACAACGAUUCGAAUAUAAUUUUCGGAGCCACACAGAAAAAAAUUAGAAAAGCACCAAAAUCUAAGGACAAGCAGCCUAAUGAACUUGACCAAGAUGAGACAAACGUUGGUGAGCAGCUGGAGGCUUUCUCGGCCGAGUCAUUGAAAUUCGAUACACUACAAGAGGAGAUGCUCGUUAUGGGAGUGGUCAGAGAAACAUCGGCAACAUCGGUGCAAGUUGCCCUGCCUGGACGAUUAACGGCUCGUGCUCUGGUGGCUGAUAUAUCUGAAGCCUAUGCCCAUGUAGCCAAAGCUGCCAUGGCUGGAGACACAAGUGAAUAUCAUGAUUUAACCGAAUUAUUCCAUGUGGGCCAAAUAGUCUAUGGACGGGCCAUAAAGACAGAUCAAUUGGAGGCCAAGCGUAUUACUGUAAUACUCUCCCUUAGGCCAGCCGAUGUGCAUAGCCAACUGCAACAUACGAGCAUCAAGAAGGGAUUCAUUUUUUCCGGAGCUAUUGCCGAAAUACAGGAGCAUGGCUUCAUCAUCGAGACGGGCAUACAAGGACUACAGGCCUUUGUACCCCAUGAUGAGUCAAAUGAAAAUCAAUUUCAUGUGGGACAAUUGGCUUUUUUGAAGGUCAAGCAAAUCACACAUGAUAAAAAUCAAAGCACUUGCACAUGCCAGAUAAUCUCUGAUCAGAAUAAGUUAAAAAUCAAAAGUCAAAACGAAACUAAUCUGGAUUAUUUACUGCCAGGCAGUAUAGUUAGAUUCAAAGUGUCCAAGCAGUUGAAAGAUGGCCUCAAGGGAAGCAUAUUGAAUGAGAAUUUUGUGGCCUACAUUAAUGAGCAUCAUUUGGCCCAUCCACUGCAUACGCUCCAGGAUUAUGAUCUAAACGAGGAGUACAAUGCCCGAGUACUCUAUACGAUGCCAUUAACCAAGUUGGUCUAUUUGACACUCAAUGUAGAGAUUAAAGCCGGACCAGAGCAAGAAGUGGAAGAUGAAGCCGAGGAUCAAACCGAGCUCAAAAAAGGCUCUAUUGUUGAAAAGGCCAAAGUAUUGCGUUUGGCUAGCGGUGGUGUAAUUCUCCUUCUUAAUAAGCAAUCCAAAGGACUCAUCUCUUAUAGUUGCAUCAAAUCUCACUAUAAGGGAAACUAUGAUAAGGAUGAAGUUCUAUCGAAAUAUGGACGAAAAACGAAACAUAAAGUUCGUGUCUUGGGCUAUGAUCUCAUUGAGUCCCUCUAUUAUUGUUCGGAUGAUCCGAAUGUUGUCAAUGAGAAACUCUAUACGUUAGAAGAUCUCAAUCCGGGUGACCUUGUUUCGGCGCGUCUAGUUAAACAGGAUAUCAAGAUUAAUGGUGGAUGGAGCUUGAAACUAGGAAAAAUCAAUGGAAUUAUUGAUGCCCUAUACCUGGCGCCGGGGCAACGUUAUGAAGUGGGUCAACGUGUACGUUGUCGCAUUCUCGAUGUCAAUUUGGAACGACGUACAUGCUAUCUAACUAAUCGUCCUGAAUAUCUAAGUAAAAGUGCCAAACUAUUGACCAAUUUGCAAAGUGCCCAGGAGGGACAAGUCUUUACUGGAACCGUGGUUAAAAAUGAGUUAAACUUCUUCCUUAUAAAGUUCUGUAAUGGCCUAAAGGGAGUCCUUUAUAAACAACAACUAAAGGAUCAGUUGAGCAUUACUGAAGGACAAACAAUGAAAUUUCGGAUACUACGACGACAGAAGGAACAAAUUAUUUUGGCCCUACCGGAGGAUAAAUUUCUAUUGGGUGAAAUUUGUCCAAUUGAGAUAACUAAUAGUUUGGAUUCGGGAUUACAAUUUAAAAUUAACUAUGGCCAAGAUGCCGAUGAGGAAGAAGAGGAUUAUUUGGGUCUCAUUCCGAUAAGAUUACUUUCGGAUUACCCAGAGUUACUACAUGCCCAGAAACGUAUCUAUCCAGUGGCCACACAAACGGAGGCCGCUUGCAUCAACCAGAACAUAUUCAGUGUACGGGAUGUACCCUACUUCAGUGAGCAUGAAACAAAAGAUUGGCAAUCCGUGCGAGAAGGUGACAUCUUAAGAGCAUAUGUUAAAAAUGUUACCGAUCAGGUUAUCGAUGUCCUGGUACUUGUAAGGAAUUACAAUAAAUUGGUGAAAUUGCAUGUAAAGAUGUUACGGCUAAAUGCCGUAAGGGAUGCCUCUGUUACACUGGUCCCGGAGCAAUUGCUCUAUGUGAAAGUUCUUAGCAAAGAGCCAGAGACGAAGACUCUAACCGUAUCGGCGAAACUAACUGAUGUAUGGAGCGGCAAACUAACUGAAACUGCCGGCAUGGUGGAAAGUUACCUUCAAGAAGUAGCCCACAUUAGAUCGUCGGUGAGAAGCCUAUUCUCCGCCCCCAUAGCCAAAUAUACGAUAGGUGAGAAAAUUAAUGUCGUAUUCAAAGGAAUAGAUGCAGUUUCAAAUGACUGGCUUUAUUCGGUCGAUAAAUCACCAAAAUUGACUGCGUUACUUGUGGCCAGUCUAGCACCUUCUGGCCAUGCAAAUGCACCAGCAAAGGGCAGCAAACAUCAGGCUGUGAUUCUUUGGAUUGAUUAUGCCAGUGAUGUUCUUCUGAUAAGCAAUAAGCGAGUGGACAUUGAACAUAUCACCACGAACACAGAUUUACCACAGAAUCUGAUGGGCAAAGCUGGCAUGAAGGCGAAAGUAUUGCUCAAAUUGGAAUCCAUUGCUAUAUGCUCGCUCAAAAAGAAGGGCGUGAAUCCUUUAGUUUUCUGCCCAAUUCGCCUGCAUACCAACGAUGUUGAGAAUUCGGCCAGUGCUGGACUUAGACAGGGAGAUUUUUGUAAUAUUGGCUUUAUACAUGAUCACUUGCCCAUAGCAGUGCCAGAAACGGUAUGGAAACUCUGGCGCGGAGUUGGGGUAGGUGUAGUGACCGGAGUAAAGCGAGCAUCAGAGGAGGAGAAACUUUCAUCACCGGCUGUCAAAACUAAAAAGUCCAAAAUGGAAAAGGGUCCACUCUUUUUUGAGGAUAGACAAUCAGCCAAACGCAUGGAACCACCAGCUGCCAAGGAAACAGAAACAGUUCCACUUCCAGCUCGUUUGCCAGGUGUCUUGAACUUCUGGAAUGAAAGUGAAGCUCCAAACACAGCUGCUGAUUCGUCCAGCAGUGAUGAGGCUGAAGAGACUGAGGAACAGGAUCCUAAAAAACGACGACUCAGUUCUAAGGCCAAGGCCAAAGCUCAAGUGAAGGAGGAACAGCGGCUGCGUGAGAUUGAGGAACGCAAUGCUGAUCCAGACGCCAAACCCGAAACCAUCGAUCAAUAUGAACGACUGGUCUUGGCACAGCCCAACAAUAGUUUAACCUGGCUGCAAUACAUAGCCUUCCUUUUGUCCAAUACCGAAAUCGAGAAAGCUCGUGUCUUGGCUCGUCGUGCCAUUUCAACGAUAUCGUUCCGCGAAUCACAAGAGUUGCGUAAUAUCUGGAGUGCUUUGCUUAACAUUGAGCUCACAUACAAUAGCCAGAAUUUCGAUGAUGUCCUCAAGGAGGCACUCAACUCCAAUGAUCCUCUAGAGAUCUAUCUCAGUUUGGUCGAUAUCCUUAGGAAAAAUAAUCAAAAGGAACGUCUUUCUGGCGUUUUGGUAACCAUUUUGAAUAAAUUCAAAUCGGAACUUAAAAUUUGGUCACUCGCCGCCGAUGCCUAUUUCUGGCUGGGACGUUCCGAUCAAGUUCAUGCUUUGCUCCAGCGUGCCCUGCGAACGUUGCCCAAUUCAGACCAUAUCAAUUGCAUUGUGGCAUUUGCCAAAUUGUUUGCCAAACAUGAUGCCCACGAUAUGGCUCAAACAUUGCUUGAUGAUGUGGUGACCUCCUAUCCGAAACGCACUGACAUUUGGUUAGUCUAUGUGGAUAUGCUAAUCAAGGCGCAAUUGAUUGAUGCAGCCAGAAAUGUCUUGGAACGUGCUGUGGUCCAAAAACUGAGACCCAACAAGAUGCAAGUAAUUUAUAAAAAGUAUUUGCAACUCGAAGAAAACUUUGGUACCGAGGCCCAUGUGGCCAAUGUUAAACAGCAGGCAGAGCAGUGGGUUAGAAACUAUGCCAAACAAGCUGGAGCAGCAAUCAAUUAGGAAUUUAUCAUUUAAAAUUAAGUAACUAAAUAUACACUUGCUUUCAUUA
Drosophila willistoni is the source of this 4279-nucleotide messenger RNA. It is a transcript of the gene Rrp5, whose product is annotated as protein RRP5 homolog. The transcript has 5 exons. Gene Ontology annotation, cellular component: small-subunit processome; nucleolus; nucleus. Lineage: Eukaryota; Metazoa; Arthropoda; Insecta; Diptera; Drosophilidae. Gene Ontology annotation, biological process: rRNA processing. The record is from RefSeq and is a predicted model, not a curated record. The coding region runs from base 91 to 4230 and encodes 1379 amino acids. Gene Ontology annotation, molecular function: protein binding; RNA binding.